Hirsutella rhossiliensis is the source of this 1737-nucleotide messenger RNA. Its product is annotated as cytosolic Fe-S cluster assembly factor nar1. The record is from RefSeq and is a predicted model, not a curated record. Gene Ontology annotation, molecular function: 4 iron, 4 sulfur cluster binding. Lineage: Eukaryota; Fungi; Ascomycota; Sordariomycetes; Hypocreales; Ophiocordycipitaceae. Gene Ontology annotation, biological process: iron-sulfur cluster assembly. Bases 1 to 1737 code for a protein of 578 amino acids. The transcript has a single exon. Gene Ontology annotation, cellular component: cytosolic [4Fe-4S] assembly targeting complex.
AUGAGCGCCAUCCUCUCCGUCGACGACCUCAACGACUUCAUCUCGCCCGGCGUCGCAUGCAUCAAGCCCGUCGAGACGCUCCCCGCCGCCGACGCCCACGAUGAGACCGAGGUGAUGCUCGACGGCGGCUCCCAGCAGCAGCAGCAGCAGUCGGCCGCGCAAAUCUCCCUGACCGACUGCCUCGCCUGCUCCGGCUGCGUCACCUCGGCCGAGGCCGUCCUCGUCAGCCUGCAGAGCCACGCCGAGGUCCUGGCCACGCUCGACGCCGCGCCCGCCCUGCGCGUCGUCGCCGUCCCCGCCGCCACCGCCGACAACGACGACCCCGCGCGGCGCUUUGUCGUCGAGGGGCUUGCCGACCCGGGCGCCCGCCUGCUCGUCGCCAGCGUCAGCCCCCAGACCAGGGCCAGCCUCGCCGCCGCGUGCCCCUCGGGCGCCGUCUCGGGCGCCGACGUGCGCCGCAUGGUUGACGUCUUGCUCCGGGGCGACUCGGGCCUCGCCGCCGGCGGGGCGUGCGGCAGCCGCUUCUCGUGGGUCGUCGACACCGACGUUGUGCGCGACGCGACCCUCGUCCUCGCCGCCGACGAGGCCCUCGGCGCAUCCACCCCCUCGCGGCCCGUCCUCGCCGCCUCGUGUCCCGGCUGGGUGUGCUACGCCGAGAAGACGCACCCGCACGUCCUCCCCCACCUGUCGCGCGUCAAGUCGCCUCAGGCCCUCGCCGGCACUCUGCUCAAGACGACGCUGAGCCGCAGCCUCGGCAUCCCGCCCAGUCGCAUCUGGCACUUGGCCGUCAUGCCGUGCUUCGACAAGAAGCUCGAAGCCAGCCGCGAGGAGCUCACGGACCAGGCGUGGGCUGGCGCAGACUCGCUCGCGCCGGGAGUCCGCGACGUCGACUGUGUCAUCACGAGCAAGGAACUUCUCAUGCUUUGCGAGUCAAGAGGAAUCGACUUCUUCCAGCUUCCCCGAGACGGCACCUCCAUACCUCCGCUGGAGCCCUUCCCCGACUCGCGGUUACACCAAUUCUUGUUCCCCACACAACGCCCUCGGAGUCCUCCCCGCGUCGCCGGCUCCUCAGGCGGCCUGCUACACUAUAUCCUGCAGAGCAGAGCCGCCCAAACGCCGGGCUCUGAAAUCCGAACCACCCGCGGCCGCAACGCCGACGUGGUCGAGUACUGCGUCUCCCUCGACGGCCAACCGCUCUUCAGGGCCGCGCGGUACUACGGCUUCCGAAACAUCCAAAACCUGGUACGCAGGCUCAAACCUGCGCGGCCGUCCCGGAUGCCCGGCGGCAAGCCCUUUGGGAGCGCUCGGCGGGCUGCGGGCAAGUCGGCGGCGUCGCUCGAGUAUGGGUACGUCGAGGUCAUGGCGUGUCCCGGGGGCUGCACCAACGGCGGCGGGCAGAUCAAGGUUGAAGAUCCCAUCGUCGCGCAGCGCAAGGGCUUUGUCGGCAAGCCGGGCCCGCAGGAGCAAAAGGAUUGGCUGGCUGAGGUCGACGAGGCCUACUUCUCCGACGGCGAGGCGGAGACCGAGGACGGCCCGAUUGGCGGGGACGUGGUUGAUGGCAUUUCCUCGUCCCAUGUACAUGAUACCCUAGUAUACUGGUCUGAGAUGACGGGCAUAGGCUUGGAUAGACUGGCCUUCACAAGCUAUCGCGAGGUGAUCAGCGACGUCGGCAAGGACCGCGCCACCGACGCCGACAAGGUGGUCCAGCUUGCCGGCAAGGUUGGGGGCGGAUGGUAG